AUGGCUGAAGCACUUCAUAUGUUCGAGAGUAGGGACGAAAGCGAUUUCGAGGGUUUUUUAAUGGACGAAACGGUUGAAGAAACACGGCCAAUCGCAGCGGGAACAUCAACAGUUUCAUGGCGAGACAUAGCGGGCGACUCGGACGAAGAGGAUUUUGACGGUUUUUCGGACAUCGAAGUUCAAGAACUCGACAGCGAUAGUGUGAGCGAAAGUGGAAGCAAGAUAAGUAACGAUAGUUUUGAUGAUAUUUUUGAAUGGAAAGAUAAUUUAAGCAAUGUUAGUGUUGAAGACUUUACUGCCGACUUUGGUCCUUGA
This is a messenger RNA of Paramuricea clavata, 315 nucleotides long. NCBI's taxonomy places the organism in Eukaryota, Metazoa, Cnidaria, Anthozoa, Malacalcyonacea, Plexauridae. The record is from the annotation of a GenBank genome assembly.